Messenger RNA from Oncorhynchus mykiss (rainbow trout), 1276 nucleotides. It is a transcript of the gene fam204a, whose product is annotated as family with sequence similarity 204 member A. The record is from RefSeq and is a predicted model, not a curated record. NCBI's taxonomy places the organism in Eukaryota, Metazoa, Chordata, Actinopteri, Salmoniformes, Salmonidae.
CCAUCGGCUUUAGUGCAGCGAUAGAACAGUUUUCAUUGGUAGAGACUAUAUUGUUUUUCCCAAUCGGAGUAGUUGUUUUGCAAGAGUCACAAUGUCCACCAGGAAGUGAAAAUGUUUACAACGCUUCAAGUAGUUUUCGAUGCAUUUUUAAAAUAUCAGUUUGACUAACACGUUUUAUAAACCGAGUUGCUGUUGAUUUGCCAUUCUCAAGAUGUAUAGCGGACUUUUACCGAAAGGUCUGAGCGAUGCAGAAAUUAGUUCAGAUGAUGAGGACGAUCAAGGACAAAGUGUAGUUGCAAAUCAAGAAAAAACGUUAGCCUCAAACAAAUGUCGUGCAGUUGGACUUUCGCGUGGUCUUAAGGAAAACGUUGGGACACUUGUAGACACAAGUUCUUCCCAUAUACAGCCCGUCGUAGAACAUGACAAGUCGUUGGACUGCUUACCCGGGGUUUCCGAGGAGAAGUGGCAAAGAUUUAAAGAGCUACAGAAGAAAAAAGAUGAGAUUAAGAAGAUGAAGCUCCCCAAAAAAAGACAGCGGGGAAAACGACGACAUAAGAAAGAUGAUGAAUCAGGGACUAAGAACAUGGAAUCAAACAAUGAAAGAGAGCCUCAAGCUGAGCAUGACAAGCAUUGGGAUGGGCUGACGCAGUACUUUGGCAUCAAUGAUAGAUUUCAACCCCCUGCCUGUUACAAGCCUGCUCCCAAGUCCAGCUUAGAAAAGAGCAUAGAGAGCGCCAUCGCUGAAGGGGACUUUGGGAAGGCGGAGGAGAUGAGCGACAGACUCGCCACUCGAGAGCUGGCCGUGAAAAUCGCUCAAGCCGCCGAUUGCCGUGACUUUGUGCAAAGCAAACAGGAAGCGGAGGCUUCUCGGGCAGCCCAGAAAAGGAAGACGCAAAUCGCUUGGGGGUUUGAAGCCAAGCAAAGAUGGGAAACCAAAAGCAACAUGGGAUAUAUGUGACAUAAACCCAGAAGAGAAAGAAAAUUAAAUUUUUGAUGUAACUUCUCAGUUAAUUUAAUAACGUUUGUUAGAAAAGAUGUUUGUACCUGUACAAUUUUGAGAGGAAAUGUCAGGAUACUGUACAAAACAAUAACAAUUAAAAAACAAAGCCUGUAUAAGAUGAGAAUUAUUGUAUAAGAUGAGAAUUAUGGACUGUUCAAAUGAAUUCUCUGAGCACUCCAUGGUGGCUGCUGUGUGUGCGCUAUUUUCCAUUUACAUUUCUGUGAUUUGAGCAUUUUGAGCCUUUUUCCUUCCAAUUAAAUCUGGUGUACAUUACUG